This is a messenger RNA of Chlamydomonas reinhardtii, 1334 nucleotides long. RefSeq lists its product as uncharacterized. Gene Ontology annotation, molecular function: hydrolase activity. The transcript is spliced from 9 exons. The coding region runs from base 104 to 988 and encodes 294 amino acids. Lineage: Eukaryota; Viridiplantae; Chlorophyta; Chlorophyceae; Chlamydomonadales; Chlamydomonadaceae. The record is from RefSeq and is a predicted model, not a curated record.
GUCAACUUACGGCAAGCGUGCGCUGUUUCUGAUAACUUUUACGACUCGUGCAAGCUUUCCUCCGUAACUCCGUUCAACGCCGUCGGUUCGAGUGCUGAUGCUAAUGGCGUGCUCUGAGGCCUGCGCCGCCGCCGGCGCGCCGGUGGUAUCGACCUAUGAGCCCAAGGGCACUUUCGAGAGGGCUGGCAGCACCGAGAUCUACCAUAGCGGCUCGGGCGCCCUGGGCCUGGUAAUGGUCCCAGAUGUGUUCGGGUUUGCACACAAGCAGGUCUUUCAGGUUGCCGACCGCUUCGCCGAUGCCGGCUUCAAUGUGUGUGUCAUGGACCCCUUCCACGGAAACCCCUGGCCCAUGGACAAGUUCCCGCCCAAGCCGGAGCACGACUUCCAGGGCUGGCUAACGCGCGAGGCGGGCUGGGGCAAGAUGCGCCCCCACGUCCACGAUGUGGUGGCCAAGCUGAAGGAGGGCGGCGCCUCCAAGUUCGGUUGCAUUGGCUUCUGCUGGGGCGUCAGCAUCGCCAUGCAGGCCGGGCAGGAGACGACGUUCAGCGGUGUGGGCGGCGCGCACCCGGCGCUGUUUGGCCAUGACCUCGACUACACAGAGAAGGUCCAGUGCCCCGUGGUUCUCCUGCCGGCACAGGGAGACGCGGACACUGCGCCCAUCAAGAAGAUCCUGGACCGGCGCCCGUACGGCUCCAAGUGCGUGUACCAGCGCUUUGACGACCAGACACACGGCUUCGUGGCGGCACGCGGCGACUGGACCAAGCCGGAGGUGGCGGCGGCCGCCGGCAAGGCCAUCGGCAUCAUGGCGGACUUCCUCAAACACGCCAUGACCGACCCCCCGGCUGAGGCCAGCAAGAACUGCGGCGGCGGCGCGGCGGCGGCGGUGGUUGAACACGGCCACGGCCACCACGGCACCCGCAACGCCAACCACCCCGGCCAUGGCCAUCACGGCAUCGGUCAUGGCGUUGGCCACAAGCGGAACAUCUAGUGCUAGCGCUGAUGACCUGGUGACAACUGACAACAGGGUUCAGGUGCUCGGCGAAGCGCAUAUGGUGCGUGUGCAUUAAGACGACCAGGACCGCAGCGUGCGCUCUUCGUGAUAGAUCUGCAGCAUGCACAUGUCGGAAAGCGUUGGCAUCAGGUGGUGCAUUCUUGUGUGGAAAACGUGUGGGAGCUGCGUGGGAGAUUCUUGUGUGUAGCGCGUUGGCGUGUGCGUCAUGGCGCAGAGGGCGGUGUGCGUGUCUUGGCCAUGGUGGGCGCCCAACGGUAGCCACCUGCGCGAUCAUGCCCACCCAUCAGUCCCACCCCGCCUCUGUAAACUCAGUAACUUCAGA